AUGCGGCGUCUCCCACACGUGACGGUAUCUCUCUCAUCGGAAGACAGUGAAAGCGUUCCGCUGCCGUUCUUCGCCGGUGAGUGGUCGGCGUUUGGUCUCUCGAGUAUCCCGUCCAUUCCCUUCUCGGAGUACUCCCACCCGCCGUACGGCGAUCACUCCGUGGGCCUCUCCUCCGCCACAGGCGCCACCCCGCUCUCCCCAUAUCGUCCACGAGGUUCAGUACCACAAACAACACCAACUCCAACAAGAGCAGCAUCAACGGCGAUGAGAACAGUGACAACAGCAACGGCUGCUGCAGGCGUUGGCACGGCUGUGAACAGUCGACAACAAUCCGGUGGACAGGCGGCGAUUAAUGAUAUACCGCGGCACGAGCCUACACCCAGUUCGUCGGGUGCAAGGGGUCCGGGACACGGGCGGGCACAGUCAACAAGAGAAAUCGGAACUUUUCAGACAACAGAAGAUGGAAAUCCAUCACAAACCCAAAAUAUCUUUCCGAAUAUAAGAGUAACACCUAAACCAUUAUUUCCAACUCAUGAAGAGAAAGAUAGCAAGAAAACUGUUAGAGAAACAACACAAGCAACGACUACCACUCAACAUUCAGGGGAAGGUGGUGAAACUACUACCAAAAAAGGUCUUCCACUUCUAUCAGAUAGUGCUUCAAAAAGUAUAUCUGUUCAUAAUUCAGGAACAGUUGCAAAAGAUUCAGAUGGAGAAAAGGGGUCCAAUGAUGUGGGGAGGAAUCCGUUUUUACCAUUGACAAAUAAACCAUUACGACGCGCAUCUUUAUCGAGAAUGCAACCUAAGCGACGCUCUGUGACUACAUUUUCCACUGCCGAUAUGACUAAUCCAGCGAAACAGGUAACCAAUGACGAAAAGGUUGAUAUGGAGAAUACGGUAUCUCACCUGAAAUCCUUUGGGUCUAAUGUAGCAUCACCGCAUAGUAACGUUUUAAGUGGAAGUGAGAAAUCUAUUCAUGGUAAAAUUCUGGUGACCACUUUCGUAGAGUCUCAAGAAAAUACUGCAAAGAAUACAACAAAUAUACCUUCGUCUACUCAUACCAUGUUAAAGAAAGAGGUAAAAUCAUUAGCAUCUCAGCCUAUUAUUGUAUCAAAAGAAAAUAAAAAUGAAGACGUUGAACACUCUGUAAAUAGAAAACCUAGCCAGAAGACGUAUCCCAAAACGAAUUUGCCUAAGACGUCAGUAACAAUAAAAAACAUGCCAUCAAAGAGAAAUGAAACAGUGAAUGUAAACAGCUCAGCAUCUAGUGGGGCUCAAAAUAAUUUAAUUGCUCCCUAUCGUUCUACUUCUUCUGAACAUCUUGUAAAAGUUGUUAGUAAUAUUACUGACCCAGAAUUAUUGCUACUUAUUCAUGAUUAUGCUUCCACGUAUAGUCAAGACCCUAGGUCUUCUGCAAUUAUGAAUGCAUGCGAUUCAGUACUUAAAAAGAUUAAAGAGAAUAGCAAAAAGAACAAUGAUAAGGGUGAAACUAUCAAAGACCAACAUUUACUUGAUGAUGAAGAUAAUAUUGAAGAUGAAUUUGAUGAUUAUAAUAUUAAGAAUUAUCCAUUUCCGGUAAAUCUUUUACGAGGGAAGUAUUCUUUUGCUACCCCAACAAAGCAAGGAAAAACGUCAACUGUGUUUAAAACUGGUAUGCUGUAUAAGAUAUUAACCGAUAAGGGUGAAUACUUUUUUUUUAAUGAUACUCUUCAGUAUGUUAUGGUGAUACGUGUGCCAGUUCGCUUAGUUGGUAAUGAGGUUAUUAACGAGAAAGCUGUCCUCUCUCCAAUGGAUAAUGGUGAAACAGAGAUUACAUUGGCAGUCUUACCAGAAGAUACCAUGUUUCUUAUAAAAGGUAUUUCUGUACUUCCACGGGUGCGAGCAAAAGGAGUAUUCCCACCAGUAGAUUUCAUAGCUCCAUCUGUAAAAGAAACCAUGACAGAAGUUGCUUCUGCCAUAGAAAAGGUUCGCGCAGCAAUGGGAGAGUGGUCUCCUGCAAGGGAUCAAAAAUCUUUUUUAAGGUGUUGUAUGAGUAAUAACUUACCUUUUACAGAUUUAGACUUUCGUCCAUCUGCCUUUUCACUUUUUCGUCCUGGAAUAGAUAUAUUUAAAAUUCCUCCUCUUACAUGGCGAAGACCUCUUGAUUACCUUCCAGUUACCGAAUUAAGUCAAGUACGUUUAUUUCGACAAAAUAUCUCUUGCCACUUGGUUCGUCAAGGUAAUUUGGAAGAUCAUACCGUUAUUGCUGGUAUAGCCGCUGUAGCUAUGUUUCCUGAACACGUUCGUUGGAUGUUUCGACAUCCAGUUACUUUUGAAGUUGGUAAACGUGAGCGUGCUGUUGGGGCAUACCGAGUGACAUUGUGUAUUGGGGGUUGGUGGAAAACAUUAUUGCUAGAUGACUAUUUUCCAGCAUCGCUAAAAGAACCAUUAUUUGCUCAUUGUCCUCAAGAUCCUCGUCGUUUGUGGGUAUCAUUUUUAGAAAAAGCAUAUGCUAAGACACUUGGAUCUUAUUCCGCUUUAUGUACAGCUGAUGCAUUAGAUGUUCUUACAGAUUUUACAGGUUAUCCAUGUAGAUUAUUAGAUGAAUUAUGGGCAGCAUCAGUGGAAAAACCAGAAGUGUCAAAGUCUCUCUUUAACUAUAUUAAUAGAUGUGUUAAACGAGAUUUUAUUAUUAUGGUCUAUACACCAUCACCAAGAGCAACGACAACAAGUUCUGUUGAUCUCUCUAAAAAAUUAUCACUAAGAUAUAUAGGUUCUGCAGAAUCUAUGCCUCUUUUUUUACCUGGUCAUGUUUAUUUCAUUACUGAAACUCUUUAUUUUGACGAUUUAGAUUUGCGUAUGGUACGUUUAAAAAAUCCAUGGACAUGGCGAUCAUAUGGAAAACGUUCCAACGAAAAAACUUGGAAGAAGUCAAAAUGGUUUGAACAACCUGAGAAUAGCAGCUCUAUGGUAGGUGGAUCUACUUUAUUACAGACAAAGCGUGACUCUUUUUCAAGCUGUAAUGAUGAACAGCUUGGCACUAUGUUGUUAGAGUGGUCUGAGGCAUUAACUACCUUUGCAGGAGGUGGUGUUUGCUAUACACUAUGGGAUUGGCAUGACUACCGUAUAAAGAACUGCUUUCGUAAUGGUAUUCCUGAUGUUGUUUUAGAGGUAACAGUAAAGAAGAGAGUUGAAGCUUUCCUCACACUAUCUCAAGAGAGUAAUCUACGAAAUAGUGAUAAUCAUCGUAAAAAUUCAAAUAAAAAUAAUGAUGAGGGAAACAAUUAUGAUGCAAUACUUCUUUUAGUUUCUCGAUAUAUGACCAUGACAAAGACACAAUCGGUUGUAUGUAAAAGUUCUAAUGAUUUGGAAGUGUUGAGUGGAAAAUUAACGUAUCAUAAUGUACGAGAUAUUUCCUUAAGAUGUUUUUUUGAACCUGCAUAUAGCCCUUUUUAUGUAUUUCCACGUGUACAUGAAGACUACAUACGAAAAGAAUCCCCAUUUGUUCUUUCACUCAUAUGUGAUACUGAGGUUGGGGGAUCUGAGGUUCAGGUACGUUUCUGUCAUUUUAAUUCAUCAUGUGAAGUUUUUAAGAAUAUAUUAUCAUUUAAUGUAACACCUGAAAUGUUUACACCUACUACGGCCUCUUAUCAGAAGCGUGCAACUACGGGUGCACCCUCAUUCAAGGGAAACUGUAUAAAGAAAUGA
Messenger RNA from Trypanosoma theileri, 3684 nucleotides. Its product is annotated as putative calpain-like cysteine peptidase. The record is from RefSeq and is a predicted model, not a curated record. Gene Ontology annotation, biological process: proteolysis. The transcript has a single exon. Gene Ontology annotation, molecular function: calcium-dependent cysteine-type endopeptidase activity. Lineage: Eukaryota; Euglenozoa; Kinetoplastea; Trypanosomatida; Trypanosomatidae. Bases 1 to 3684 code for a protein of 1227 amino acids.